Messenger RNA from Episyrphus balteatus (marmalade hoverfly), 1058 nucleotides. RefSeq lists its product as uncharacterized. NCBI's taxonomy places the organism in Eukaryota, Metazoa, Arthropoda, Insecta, Diptera, Syrphidae. The transcript has 4 exons. Bases 86 to 400 code for a protein of 104 amino acids. The record is from RefSeq and is a predicted model, not a curated record.
UUAAUUUAAAUAAGUUAGUUUUAAACGAGCAAAUUUCAAACCGGAUUUCAAAAUUUCCUCUGUUUUUAGUCAAAACGAAGACGAAAUGAAACAGAGUCCAGAAAGUAAGAGAGAAAGGAAAUAUUCUUUUGGUUACGAUCGUGAAUUCAAAGUGCCUCCUCCAGUUGGUUCUCAAAAAGAAGAAAUUAACGAAGCCGAUUAUAAUAUACCUGCAACUUUUGGUUUUUCCAAAAAAUCCAAAACGACCUUAUUAAUUGGAAAGCAUUCAUUUUUGAGUGUUUCGAAAAACUCAUGGCGUUGUUCACAAUUUAUUAAACAUCGAUGCAAAGCUUCAGCUCUAACAAGAAUGAUUGGCAAUGAACUGAAAUGCCGAUUAAGAAAUACUCAUUCUCAUGAUUGAACAUUUAACAAAAUCAAAAAAUCCUACUCAACUAGAAAUUAUUUAAGAUUAAAAUUAUUAAGCAUCGAUCAUGUAAUGUUGUUAAACCGUUUUGGUCGUAGGUGUAUGAGAAUUUGUUCAUAUUUAAAGAACAAAUUUAAAACUAGGUUAAAACUAUUAUUAGAUCUGAGAAUAUUUAAAGGUCUGUCAAUUGUUUGUUUUUGGUUUUUGAAUCUGAUUUUGGUUAGUAGUUAGCGUGAUCUACGAAAUCCAUUCAACAUAUUUCAGAUAUUAAGAGACUUUCAUGAAUAUCCUAAAAAAAAUAAUCCUAUAAAACUCUGUGCAAUAGCAAAUUUCUGAAUUCGGAAGUAGUUAGACUUAUUUUAUCUCAAUUUUUUAUAUGACAGAUUAUUCAUAUCAUCAAAAUUUUACGGAAUUGAGCUAAAACUUUUAAACAUACAAAUUUUAAUAUGUAUUUUAAAUUUAUUCAUUUAAGUUUUAGAUUAGUUAAAUUUAAAUCACAUUUUAUAUACUUUUUUAAUUUAAUUAUUUACAUACAUUCAUACUAUUUUUCUUUUUAAAUGUUGUAUGUAGAUAAAAAUUGUUUGGAAAGAAAUUUUUUAUUGUCUAAGUUUUUUAAUACAAGACAAAAAACUAAUAAAAUCUCAAAAAAUACGGU